AGGGUAUGGAAGGGAGGGGUUAUGAUUGGCUGAAGUGGGUUUGUUGCCUUGGCGACGGAGAGGGGUUUGAUAGCGUUGCUGUGCGGCGUGAUCUGCGCGUUGCGUGUAUGAGGAAGCAGCUGCGGAUGUGAUCUCCGACACUGUGAGAAACUGAGACAGACACCUGAACACACGAUUCCAGCCAUACUGCUAUUUUACAGGAACCGCGUGCAUGAUUACCUCCCUGGUUUAAUGGGUCCAAUCAUCGGGAUGUCGCCGGAUAAGAAAGCGGAAACGCCGGGGAUGCAGGGGGAAAGGGUGGGACUUAGGGGUUUGUGUGGGGGGGCGGGGACUCUCCCAGAGGCAGAGUGCGGUGCAGCCAGCCCAUUGGCCACCAGUCUGGACAGGGGUUCCGUUGGUUCCGGGGGCUCUGAGGAUGACGAGCUCACCAACCUCAACUGGCUCCAUGAGAACCUGCUCCAGAACUUUACGCUAGGGGGGGCCGGCGAGGCCGGGGCCCAACACAGUGCCAGCCCCCUCUUUGACAUUGAGGGCAACACCGGAGCCCCACAGAACCCCCCCUCUUCAUCCUCUUCCUCCUUGUCACAGAGGGACUCGUUGAAGUCCAAGCCUCCCUUCUCAUUCUCUCUGUUGAUCUACAUGGCCAUAGAGCAGAGCCCCAGUAAGAGCUUGCCAGUGAAGGACAUCUAUGGUUGGAUCGUACAGCACUUCCCAUACUUCUCCUCGGCCCCCACUGGCUGGAAGAACAGCGUCAGACACAACCUGUCACUCAACAAGUGUUUCCGUAAGGUGGAGAGGAGCCUGGGAAAGCUGAAUGGUAAGGGUUCUCUGUGGUGUGUGGACCCAGAGUACAGGCCCAACCUGAUCCAGGCGCUCAAGAAGCAGCACUUCCCUGCAGCACAUGCCUUCUGCACACCGCCUGCCUCCCCACCGCCUGACUCCUCACCGCCUGCCACCUCACCCCAUAGACAUCUCUUCCUGCCGGGCUGCUCUCUCAAAGAGUCUGACAUAGAUGCUGCCACUGCCAUGAUGCUCUUAAACGCCGCCCCUGGCCAUCACCAUGCCAAUCCAUGUGAUCCAGAGAGUCCCUUGGACCUGUCCCGGCCAGACUUGGUCCUGGUGAGCAGCGAUCCUAACCAGGACCACAACUACAGCAGUAUGGCCCUGCAGCGCUGCUCCUCCCGCUCCUCCUCCUCCUCCUCCCUCGACGAUGGAGGCCCCUCCCCUGGCCAUGCCCACCACAGGCCCCGUACAUGUCGCGCUGGCAGUGAGGGUUUCCAUAGUGACGAGGACGACUCUGACCUCGGGGACCGGGAUGAGAGAGGCGGCCGCCCCCGGCCUGCUCCUCGCCGCUCCUCCUCCUCCUCUUCUGUGAAGCACCCGGCGGGUAAGAGGGCCCGUAGGGAACUGACAGCCAACCCAGAGCUGGAUGAGGAGCUGAAGGAGGCGGCCGGGUCUCUGCUCCACCUGGCUGGGAUCCGUACCCCCAUGGACCUUAACAAACGGAGUGCCAAGAGCAAAAAACUGAACAGGAAAUGAGGUUGUCAUACUUUCCUGCCCUUGCCCUCAGACUCCUGUAACCCCUGACCCCUGAUCUGAUCAUGUGUCCUGAUUGGUCUUGGUUGUGCCUCCUUUUCUGGUUGCUGAUUUUAAGCCUGUUUUUGGUUUGACACAUGAUGGGAUAUCCCUCACUAUCCAACACAACAAAUGGCAAUAGUAUCAUUGACACAGGAGAACAAAGCCAUAUUGAGACUUUUGAAACUGGGGUGUAUCAGGUGGGUGGGUCAGGGUAAAACAGGGGUGUUUGAGGACUACUGAGAAUAACCAUCACAAAACUGCUUGUUGUUUCUGAUGGCUUCGCUGCAGAUCCUUACAACACAAAUAAUGUUUUGAGGGAUAAGACUGGAAAAGCUGAAACUUUAAAACUCAAAGCGUUGCAUGCUUCCUCAACUUGUAUCCUCUUCCAAGUGAACCUAUUUCUAAGAGAACGAGUGCAUGUCUCUAACAAACUAACCUCUCCUCAUGUUGAAGUCAGUUUCUCCAUGCUGAAGAUACCACUGUUUUUUGAUAGGUGACAUCCUUGGUCUGGAAAACCUUCCAAAGAGAGAUGUAAUAACUUAAACCACUUUUUGUAUUUUUCCUGGGUUGAUGAUGGUACUGCUGUUUAAAAACAACAGAUUAAAGUAGUGCGGCUGAUCGUAAACAUCCUUCCACGGAGUGGAACGCUGGACUGGGUCCAUGUCAGGGUUUAAUAGCAGGGAAUGGAAAUGUAACCAAGGGAAUGUUGGAACUCUGAUACUGCCAUGGUGGGCAGGGAAAUUAAAUAAAGGUGUCCGACUGCUAGAUCAGGAAGAGUCCACUCUAGUCCUACUCUGAGAGAAACAGAAUUACAUCUAGAUCAGGAAGAGUCCCUCUAGUCCUACUCUGAGAGAAACAGAAUUACAUCUAGAUCAGGAAGAGUCCACUCUAGUCCUACUCUGAGAGAAACAGAAUUACAUCUAGAUCAGGAAGAGUCCACUCUAGUCCUACUCUGAGAGAAACAGAAUUACAUCUAGAUCAGGAAGAGUCCACUCUAGUCCUACUCUGAGAGAAACAGAAUUACAUCUAGAUCAGGAAGAGUCCCUCUAGUCCUACUCUGAGAGAAACAGAAUUACAUCUAGAUCAGGAAGAGUCCACUCUAGUCCUACUCUGAGAGAAACAGAAUUACAUCUAGAUCAGGAAGAGUCCACUCUAGUCCUACUCUGAGAGAAACAGAAUUACAUCUAGAUCAGGAAGAGUCCACUCUAGUCCUACUCUGAGAGAAACAGAAUUACAUCUAGAUCAGGAAGAGUCCCUCUAGUCCUACUCUGAGAGAAACAGAAUUACAUCUAGAUCAGGAAGAGUCCCUCUAGUCCUUCUUUGAGAGAAACAGAAUUACAUCUUCAUUGCAUUAGAACCUACUACUCUUCAUCGCUCUUCCUCUGCUGACCCCUCUAAUUCUGUCAUACAUUGUGUUUUUAGUGUGUAAACUGAGAAAUUACAUUUAAUAUAUUCUAUCCUGUCUUGUCCUAUUAUGUCUUGUUCUAUCUUAUCCUAUGCAAGGUGUAGUGUAGACUGAUCUGGCUGAAACUGAGCAAAUGUUGUUGUAACCAUAGUGAUACCAAGACAAUGCGCUUGGCAUGAGGGCACUCACUGGCAGAUGUGCUGCUCAGUUUUCAAUCAUGUAAUACUAGUCACACCUACUCGAACGUUAGUAUUCAGGCCAAAGGGAAGUUGAAACAAAGAUGUUAUAAUAAUGUUGUUGUGAGGUUAGAUGGACAAUGUUGUGAGAGACUUAUUGUACUACUGCCCCUCCUGAAUGGUGUUUGCUGACCCUGUGGCAGAGUUCAGAAAGUGGUGACAGAAAGAGGCUUUGCUUCGUCUUGUUCCCCGUUAAGGAAACACUGAGGGCAAAAUCAGGAAGUGCACCACUCUUCUCUACACUGUACAGUAAUGUGUUUAGGGCCAGUUGAUUACAUCGAGUUCAGUGACGGAAAGUACAGGAUGUGGAAACAGAACUUGUGUAGUGAUGAGGCCAGACUGAUGCUCUUUGGGGCUUGCAUGUAUUAACUUGCAUUAGUAAGAAAAAUGCCAAUAUGCCCAUAUGAUUAGAAUAGCUUUUAGUUGGUGCACUGCAGUACAGUGUACUGUCCUCUGUCAUGAACCAACUUAAGUGCAAGUUAGGUUUCCACUUGUGUUGUAUCACAGGAAAUGUUAAAUUAAGUCACGUUAGUAAGUAUAGAUUGUAUGCAGUGCCAAACAUGAAUUUGUGUCACAGAAGUGGAACUACCAAGGCCAUUGCAACCAUCUUCCUCUUCUCACAACAUUUGUGACUGACAGUAACGUUGUUGCCCCUGUUUUUUAGAAGCCUGCCAACAGGAAAUGUAGGAGAACUCUGACCUAGUCUGAUAUUCAGUUUAUUUUGGUUGUUCUGGAAUGGGAAUCGCCAUAUUCUUUGAAAGGGGAUUUUGUUCUUAGAACUAAACUGCAGUUCUCCUAAAUAAGAUGGACAUGGAAUACACUGGUCUUAACUGGCUGUGAAUAAACAAAGAACAAAUGAAUGGUGUCCAUCAAAUGUAUAAUUAAUUUAUAAUGGACUAUUGAAAGGAACUUCUAUCAAAUAAAAGGUCAUUUGAAGUGAGUGGAAAUUACUUCCUCUCUCCCUUCUGGAAAAUCCUUUUGAGACUUAUUUAGUUUUAUUUUCUAAAUGAUAUUUUACUGCCAUAGACCACUAUUUUCACUGUUAUAGUGAUAGUGUGUCUGAGAAAGUACUGUAUAUGGCCAAUGUAUAUUGUCUUUCGAGCGGGUGUUUUUCAAUUUAACCAUGACUGCCAAGUUUUCCAAUGUUUUGUUGUUGGAUAAAAGACUAUUGAUUAACAUGGAUUCUGAACCAUUUGUUUUUGUUGUGCCAACUGUGAUGAUGUAGUGAGAAGCAAAGGUGGACAUUUCAGAUGGCAUUCCCUAUCUUGAUAGGGAAAGUUGAUUUGAUCAUCAUAAAGGUGUUGAAGUUUAUCUGAAUUUGUACUGUUUGUUUUCGAUAAUAUUCUGACUGCCCUAAGUAGUCACACCAUAGAUAUUAGUUGUCACCCCCUCUCCAUGUUAGGAUCCUGCCACCACAGAUGUCGCCUACACUUACUGAAAUUAAAAACCCACAUUUGAGGGUUGCCCUGGUGUUAGUCUUGGUACCACCAUGGACUUCUGUUUAAACUUAGAUAGUUGAGGACAACUUCCAGUAACUUGUUCAUGCUGUUGCUAGAGGAAAGCUCUUAUCAGACUCAACAUGAAGAUGAUCCUGAGUCUCUCAGUAAGUUUUUUUUAUUUUUAUACUGAACAAAAAUAAUGCAACAAGCAUUUUUACUGAGUUUUUUUUAUAAGGAAAUAAAUAAAUUAGGCGCUAAUCUAUGGAUUUCACAAGGGUACAGCCAUGGGUGAGCCUGGGCACCAGACCCAGCCAAUCCGAAUGAGUUUCUCCACAAAAAGGGCUUUAUUACAGACAGAAAUACUCCUCAGCAUCUUAGACUAAUAAACACGAUGAGGCACCCUAGGGGUCUGUAUCGUCACCAAUAAUGUUCACUUGACAUGGUGACAGAUUAUGCUAAACUCAAAGCUGCAUACAUAGGAUGCUUCAUUGUUUGAAAAUGUGUUGUAUUGAUUAUCCGUUUUUAUUUUCUGUUGCAAUUUAUUGAUUAUGAUAAAGCGUUUAGUCGCAUUGAACUAACUAAAGCUGCCGACCCAGUAUCCUUCAGUCGUCUGCCAUGUCUGUUAGACAGACCUUUUGGUUUUUGUAUGCUAACCUCUUAAUAAAAUGUUUAUAAAGUUUAUUUUCACCAAAGAUAUGCAAUUUGCAUUAUAUACAGUAUUACAAAAUAAAUAAAAUCUUGUUUUAUUUUUGGG
Molecule: messenger RNA, 5412 nt
Organism: Oncorhynchus keta (chum salmon)
Lineage: Eukaryota; Metazoa; Chordata; Actinopteri; Salmoniformes; Salmonidae
Product: forkhead box protein N2-like
Exons: 5
Coding region: 232-1539 (435 amino acids)
Biological process (GO): regulation of DNA-templated transcription
Cellular component (GO): nucleus
Molecular function (GO): DNA-binding transcription factor activity; cis-regulatory region sequence-specific DNA binding
Source: RefSeq, a predicted model, not a curated record